This is a messenger RNA of Bombus huntii, 6843 nucleotides long. RefSeq names its product transcription factor stalky-like. The coding region runs from base 4 to 1770 and encodes 588 amino acids. The transcript has 8 exons. The record is from RefSeq and is a predicted model, not a curated record. Gene Ontology annotation, biological process: cell fate commitment; negative regulation of transcription by RNA polymerase II; positive regulation of transcription by RNA polymerase II. Gene Ontology annotation, cellular component: nucleus. Lineage: Eukaryota; Metazoa; Arthropoda; Insecta; Hymenoptera; Apidae. Gene Ontology annotation, molecular function: DNA-binding transcription factor activity, RNA polymerase II-specific; zinc ion binding; RNA polymerase II cis-regulatory region sequence-specific DNA binding.
AUUAUGUUCGAUGUACCGCCCAAGUUCUACGAGCUGUGUCGCCUUUGUUUAUCGUCGGACGGUGUCAAAUUGUCCAUAUUCGAAGAGGAAGGCGCCCAGCGGAACUUCGCCGAUAAGAUACUGACGUGCCUCUCGAUUACGGUAAAAGAUGGAGAUUCUUUGCCACCAAUCAUUUGUCACCGGUGCGUGUACAAGUUGGAUGUACUGCACAACUUCCGUGAAGUGUCACACAAAUCUGAUGUCAUACUCAAACAGUACCUGGAUUAUGCCAAGCAGUUAUCAUCACACGAUGAUCAGAAGAAAUCUUUCUCCACUGCCAAAGUAGCAGGCUUAAGUCCUCUACAGUCAUUUCUCCAAUUGAACAAAACAUUGUUCAAUGAGGAGCCUAACUCUCCGGCCAGCAUUAAUCAAAACGUUAUACCUCAGACUCAAACACAUCAUUUGGAGUUGUGCACCAAUGACAUGCCUGAGCAUGAUAACAUUAAGUGUGAACCAGAAGAUGAUACGUGUUCAAAUAGUUCUGAUCCAGACAGAUUAGAAAUAGAAGAUCGAGAUGAGCAGGAUACUGAGGGGGAAGAAAAUGGUUAUGAUAUGACCAUUAACAAAAGAAUGAAAGUAGAAACAAAUUAUGAAGAAUCAAAAACGAGUACCCCUAAUCGCAGUCCAGUAAAUAGAAUGGAUACACCAGAAAGUAAUUGUUCAGAUACAAAUAUUGAUCAAGAAACAACAAAGUUGUGGCAAGCAUUAGCAAACAACAGGAGUUUAGAGAUUACUAGGACGAAUGGUGACAAACUAAAUAAUGGAUUUACUGGUGAAGCAACUAAUUUACUGCGUUCCUUGAUCAACAACAGACAAAUCGGUAUUACUGCCGUUGAUUCGGACAGAAUAUCUCCGCAAAUUAGGUUUUACAGAGACACCCAAGGGACAACGAUCGAACGUACUGUACCCGACUGUUCUGUACUCGGCAAUCGUACUAAUGUUUCGUGUAUAGAAAAUAAGGGUACAUCCGUGGACAGUAAUCCGUCGAGCCCUGCCAGUAUCGGUCGGAAGGAGACCAAGUGUCGUAGAAAACAAAGUUAUCCUAGUAAAGCUCCAAUGAGUCCAGACGUCGUUAAUUAUCAACACGAAUCUAAUGAAGAGCAAGCACAAGACUUUACAGCGUGGUCAAAUAAAAUGAAGGGAAAGGUGGAGGACCAAAAACAACAAUUCGAUCAACACAGUGGUAAUAUGGCGAAAAAGGUAGAUAUGUCCUGUACAAAUUGCGGCACCAUGACCACAACCAUUUGGAGAAGGAAUAUGAAGGGGGAAAUGGUUUGUAACGCUUGUGGACUCUAUUAUAAACUGCAUGGAGUAAAUCGUCCAGUUACCAUGAGAAGGGACACGAUACAUACACGCAGACGCAGACCCAAAGGCGAGAAACCGACAAGGCAUAGAAAAAAAGGUGACUCAAUUUUGGCAUCACAAUCAGAGCAAAUGGAUGCGGAAAGUGCGGACAUGUUGGCAGCUCUUCGGCGACAAAUUCAACCCCAUUUAAUGAUGGCUGCAUUAACGCCACCACGUAUACCUGGUGCCCAUCCACCAGCCCCUACCGCUCAACUUAAUUAUUCUCUUCCCUUACCUAGUUAUAUGAUGCAUCAUGUAAAGGCAGAAGGGCGAGAACAAUGUCAUUUAUCCACGGAGGUAGAAGAAACUGAAGCAGGAGAUGAAGAGAAUGUCUCGGACGUACCAUUGAAUUUGGUUGCGACGUCGUUAUCCGAAGAAGCACACUGAAAACACUUCGACCAGCUUCAGAACGACUUCGCUAUAGGUAUAUAUAUACAUACAUAUAUAUACAUAUAUAUAUAUAUAUACAUAUAUAUACAUACAUGUAUAUGCAUACAUAUAUAUAUGUAUAUUAUAUUAUAUAUAUACAUACAUAUAUAUAUAUAACAAAGAAUCUCUAGACAGAAUAGUCUGUCCGGUGAUACACAGGGUGUAAAAGACGAGAUUGUUCUCCUUCUCCUUUCUGUCACUGAUUCUCGUCCAUGAUUCUCUUUUUUGGACUCUCCUUUUCUCUCUUUUCCUCUUUUCCACGGUCUCGAGAAAUUUGAAGUGGUAGAAUAUUGGGAUGUGUAUUUAUCCCUUGAGCUACCAAGCCCGUGGUGCAGAGCGCACGAAGGAACGAUGAUAUUAAAUACGCAGUAUUAAUUACGUGGUUAUUCAAAAUAUGUACAUAUAUAUACACGAUAUAUACGAAUACGAAGAAUAUUUUUAUACAAAAUUUUCUACGCUUGCAGCUAUAGAGAGCGACGGGCGAUCGUUGUACAUACACGCGCAAAUUGUUCUUUCGGUGUCGCACGUAUUUUACGCGUUAAAAAGGAAUGGUGGUCGUUGUCUGUUUUCUUAGUGACGUAAGAAAUUCAGUCACCAGUGAAAGUUUUUAGAACGGUGCUAGAUUACUGUUCGAGAAGGCUUAGAAAUAAAGAAGAAGAAGCAAAAAAAUGAAGAUUUGUCACUAAAAGAUUAGUGAACAAAAUUUAACCGUUUUGUUCCACGGGCUUUUAGCUGUCAGUGAUGUUACAAUCAUAAUUGUCUCGUUGUUUUGCGUAAUAUUCAAACUAAAAAACGAACGUCCCUCAACUGAACUCAACUAGUAAUCAAAAUCUAUUUUUAAUUGGAUUUAAUAACGAGCGAAGUCUUAUUAAUCCAAACUGAAGAAAUGGAAGGAAAUCAAUGGAACAGAAAAACAGAAAAAAAAAUGUGGCAAAUAUUUACUAAAGAAACAAAUAUUCGAUACAUAUUUUAUAACUUGAGCUUUGCCACAUUACAGUUUUGCCAGUAUCAUUUUUAAAGAUUAUAUUCUAGUGGCCUUUCAACGAUUCAUCUCUUUUCUCUUCCCCUUUUUAGCUCUUAUUGCAGUAAAUGCAGAUAAUUUAAUUACAGAUACAAUCUUAAUUUAGAUGAUGUAGAUACUUUUUUACAUGAGCACGAGACUGCCGGUGUAAACACAUUUAAAUACUCUUUCUACCAUUUACGUAUUUUUCCCCCUCCCUUCUUCUCUACGUAUUGAAAAAGCUUGUCGACUGUUCAUGCAGUCGCCGAUGAUUUGUACUUAAUAGACAAGGCAGCACACCACCAUAUAAGCUAAGACUCCGAAAGCAAUAAAAACGCGAUGGUACGUAGAAUAGAUUGUCGUCAUACAAUACUCGUUUGCGUGCUCUCUCGACGGCAUACAUAAAUUUCAGGAACUAAUACUUAGAUAACAUUCAUUUAUAUGCCAGACGUUAAAAAUAACAAAUUUUAUUGCUCCACAAUUGCUGUAGGUAUGUUUCACAUAUUCCUCAGUCUCCCUUUAAAUUUCUUCCUUAACUCUGUUUAAUUUUAUUUUCAUAUUGUAAAAAAGCCAAGAAAACAAUGGAUAUUUUGAUGUAGAUAAACAAAAUUGUUCGUUUUUCUAAGGGUUAUCACUGAUCUAUAUUUUCCAGAAUGUACAGAUCACACAUUAAUAAACAGGUAUUAAGCAACCCUAAAUACCACUUAAUACGAUGGCCAGUGCAUCUACUCAUGUAUCGUUAUAUCUAACAUUGUAUACCUAAACAACUUUGCCAAAAAUAGAUUUAGUCUAUGUAACAUAGAGUAUAGUUAAGGGCAUAUGAUAAAAAUUAACGUUUUAUCUUUCUCUUUUACAACCUCAUACACAGCAUUUACAUAUUUCUCCUUUAUUUUUCUCCCUCUUCUUAUAGCUCUUCUUAUCAGUGAUACCUCUUGGCAUACACUGCUUUACAGAGCUUUUAAAUUCACUUACAGUGAUUAGUGGAGCAACUUAGUUUUAGUCGUUAUCAAAGGAGCCUUAUGGAUACACUCGUAUAAAUAUAUAUAUACAGACACAAAUGAUACAGGCAUAUUACACAUACACUCAUACAAGUUUUACAUACAUAGAUACAGUGUUCUAUGUUAUUAUACGAGUAUGAAUGAUACCACAAAUCAAUGCUAUUGCUUUCCUUUUUUAAACUUUUAAAUCUUUAAGCUUUUAACUUGUACUAAGAUUAUGAAAAUAAAUAAUACAUUCGUAUUUUAUUUCGUAUUUUUUAGAAUUUUCAAUCAAAUCUCCGAACGAUUACGGUUUAAUGCAUAACAAAAGCUAAUUUAUAUACUCUAUAUUUUUAAUGUAUAUAAUAUUGUUUUAUACAUAUUUUUUAAAUAUGAAUGGCAUUGAAGAUGUGGUAUCUUUACAUUGAUAACACGAGUAUUGGAGGAAGAGGCAUAAACUAUGAUGAGGUUUCACAAUAGUUGCGAUCCAAAUAACAGAUUGCUAAACUUUUCUCUUGUACGUCGAAAUGAUCCUUCCAUUUAGUACGUAUUCGAUACACUUCCUGUUUUAUAAGCAGGUUGAGAGGUAACAUAUCUUUUAAAUAAGUCUUAACAAGUGUAUAUUCUACGUAUUUUAUUUACUUUUAUUGUAAAACGAAUUUGUAAAUAUCCUUCAAAAUUUCAGUGUCUUUUUUACAGACAUCAGUUGUAUGAACUGUAAAUUUCGUAUAGGUAAAACACUUUUCUAUUUUUAAGCGGUAUAUACUACUUAUUUAAAAGAUACGUGAUACACAUUUAGGCUUAAACAUCUUACUAAGGGACGAAAGUAAUCAGUUACUAAAGUACGUAGGGCCUUGACUUCUCUUGGUCAAGCUAUAGAUCGCCAGUCUUUUUUAAAUUCUGUUGAUAGAACAUUUUAGAAUACCAUUUUUUUAAGUGUACCAUACGCGAAGAGAAUGAACUUAUUUAUGAAAUAACAUUGAUAGAAAGAAGUGAAAGCAAUGGACAGUUAUUUUGUUAGGCAUUUUUUUUCUCUCAGUUAUAAAUAUUUGGCUCGACGUAGCUUGUUAAAUAACAAAAAAAGCAUAACUAUUAUUAUCCUUAUAUUUUUUUUAAUUACUAUUAUUAUUAUUAUUAUUAUUAUUAUUAUUAUUAUUAUUAUUAUUAUUAUUACCAUUGUAGAUGCGUAAGUAGAAUUAGAUUUGAGCUCUCUACUAAUUCUGAAACUAGAGGAUAUUUUUUAUAAUUAUUAGAAUCGAGAAAUCGAGUAUUGCUAUUAUAUAUAUAUAUAUAUAUAAAUACAUUAAUAUUAUUGAUAUAUCGAUUUCAUUAAACGUUAAGGACAUUACGAUCCUUUUUAAAUAAGGUUUAGUUGCAGGACCGCCACUCGUCACGACUCGUUUCUUUUCUUUUUUUUUUUUUUUUUUUUUUAACAAUAAUGAACGAAAUAAAAAAAUAGCUGAGGCUUCUUAUAGAAUUUUUUUUUAUGUAUCAGUAUUCUACGCGUUUGACUUUAGCUGUUAAGAGUUUUAACCAACACUACUUAAAGGAAUCCCCGAUGGCGAGAUUUGUCUUACUUAAUUAUUAAAUUAUUUAGUUAUUUUCCCUCUUGAGUCCUUCCCGUGUCCUUUUACUCCUAUUUUCCCCCCAUCCUUUUCCUUCGUCCUUGUUUUGUACGUCUAUUUUUACAUAAGUGACCCUCCCCUGAAUAAUUAUUUAAACUAUAAUUUAUUGUAUUCACCGUUUUUUGCACCGACGUUAACGUAAGACAUUUUCUUUUUUUUUUUUUUUUUUUUUGGCAACGACUGGCUUAAUUUAUUGUUUCUACAUUGUACUUUAUACGAGUUUCGCUCUCUCUUUUUUCUUCUUCCUUCCUUUCUUUCUUUCUCUUUUCUUUCCUUUGCAUUCUUUCUUUUAUCUUUUGUAAAAUGAGAAACAGAACAAUUACACGCGUUAGCUAGUAAUGAUCAGGCACUGCGCGUGUGGUCAUUCCCACCUUUUCUGCGAGACACACUCGGUUUUAUGCGGUACGAGAUGCGGACGGUCAAUGCUUUAGGUGCCUUCACCUGGAGAUUUCGUUGAAUACAGAUGCUCACGUGCACGUUACUAACGCGUUAAAAACGCCACUUAUUGUAAUGAUUUCUACUCUCGAUCCAUCCGCUUCUCUCCUCACCCUCGCGAAACACGUGUGCCUCUACGAACUAUUGAUAUUUCUUCAAAUUCGAGUCGCUUAUUAACGGGUACGAGAAAAAAGAAAAAAAAAAAAAACGAAAAAAGGAAGAAAGGAAGAGAAAAAUAGUCAAUGACCGUCUGAUUAUAUACGGUAUGCGUAUGUAAUUAAUUACCGAAAUGGUGAGCUGGAGUGAGAUCAAAGCGAUGGAUCGAGAGUAGGCGAGAUCACUGCGAGGUGCUUCGUCACCACGUGCACAUCUUUGUUGUUAAUCUUCGAUGAUCAUAGGAAGCGGUUCUUUUAGAAAAAAAGUCGCGGCUACGGAGCAUCUCGUGUCCACGAUGAACAAAUGUAUACGAAAGUCUCGAGGAUAAGAAACAAAAAUGAUAUGAGACAAAGAAAUGCAUAAUUGUACAUGACAAAUAGAGAGAGAGAGAGAGAGAGUGUGAGAGAGAGAGAGAGAAGGGGUUUUCGCGGAAAGAUGGAAAAUGUAAAAUAAAUAAGGGGUGAAUCGUCGAUACCUCUCUGCGGCUUGCGUUGAAAAAUAAUUAAUUAUUAACUCGCAGCACUGUUCCGUCCGUCUGCGCGACCGUGAAUCUUUUGAUUUCACCGAGAUUUCCUUGGUCGAAGUCCUAAGUCACACAUAAAUACACGUAUUACACACACACGUACACGUACACACACGUGUGUAUAUAUAUAUAUAUACACACGUUACACGCGUAGAGGCGCGCAUUAAACAUACACAAUUUACAUUAAUGCAUAAGAGAAACUUACGUACACACGAUAAGUAUAUAAACGGUGAAGAGAAGAAGCGAUAAUAGAGGCGUAAAUCGUAAAACAUUGUGAAAAAGGUUUAAAAAAAAAAAAAAAAAAAAGAAUAAGAA